Cyphellophora attinorum is the source of this 453-nucleotide messenger RNA. Its product is annotated as Eukaryotic translation initiation factor 1A. Gene Ontology annotation, molecular function: translation initiation factor activity; RNA binding. The transcript is spliced from 2 exons. The coding region runs from base 1 to 453 and encodes 150 amino acids. Gene Ontology annotation, biological process: translational initiation. The record is from RefSeq and is a predicted model, not a curated record. Gene Ontology annotation, cellular component: cytoplasm. NCBI's taxonomy places the organism in Eukaryota, Fungi, Ascomycota, Eurotiomycetes, Chaetothyriales, Cyphellophoraceae.
AUGCCUAAGAACAAAGGAAAGGGAGGCAAAAACCGCCGCCGCGGCAAGAACGAGAACGACAACGAGAAGCGCGAACUCACCUUCAAAGAAGAAGGCCAAGAGUACGCCCAAGUGAUCAAGAUGCUAGGCAACGGCCGCCUCGAAGCCCUGUGCUUCGACGGCGAAAAGCGGCUUGCGCACAUCCGGGGCAAACUCCGCAAGAAGGUCUGGAUCAAUCAAGGCGACAUCAUCUUGCUGUCGUUGAGAGACUAUCAGGACGAGAAAGGCGAUGUGAUCUUGAAGUAUUCAGCGGACGAGGCGAGAAGUCUGAAGGCGUAUGGCGAGUUGCCGGAGAAUGCGAAGAUUAACGAGACGGAUACGUAUGGGCAUGAGGAAGGGAAUGACAAUGUGGAGUUUGACGAGGAUCGGGAUAGUGAUAGUGAUGAUAAGGAUAUUGAUGUUGACAAUAUCUGA